AUGGCCAACAAGCUCUUCAUCGUCUCCGCCACUCUCGCCUUCUUCUUCCUCCUCACCAACGCCUCCAUCUACCGCACUGUCGUCGAGUUCGAAGAAGAUGACGCCACUGACCCUAUAGGCCCAUUCAGGCCACCACAGAAAUGUCAGAAGGAGUUUCAGCAAUCACAAAACCUAAGAGCUUGCCAGCAGUGGAUCCACAAGCAAGCAAUGAAACCCCAUGUUGGUCCCGCGGCCCUUGACGGUGACUUCGAAGACGACAUGGAGAACCCCCAUGGCCCACAAGAGAGACCACCACUACUCCAGCAAUGCUGCAAUGAGCUUCACCAGGAAGACACAGUUUGUGUUUGCCCAUCUUUGAAGCAUGCAUCCAAAGAGGUUAGAUACCAAGUUCAACAGAGACGGCAGCAGGUACAUCCCCAAAUAGUGAGCCGUAUCUACCAGACCGCUGCACACUUGCCUAGCAUGUGCAACGUCCAACAAGUUAGCGUUUGUCCUUUCCAGCCUGACAUGUCUUUCCCUCCCUACUACUAG
This is a messenger RNA of Eruca vesicaria subsp. sativa (arugula), 531 nucleotides long. The record is from the annotation of a GenBank genome assembly. NCBI's taxonomy places the organism in Eukaryota, Viridiplantae, Streptophyta, Magnoliopsida, Brassicales, Brassicaceae.